UGGCCAGAUUUUUUCUUCAGCCCACAACACAAUAAGAGAGCGCACGAGAGCGCUCAAAGGGGCAAGCGCAACGAGGCGACACGCACGAACGGUCCCAGGAGCAGCAGCCCGCGGCAGCCCCUGCAAGGGAGGCCUCUGCCAGCGGUUCCACACAAGACAGAAUGGCCACCACCGACGAGUACUUCCCCGCGACGAACGCGUUCCUGCGCUCGCUCACGGAGCCGGAGCCGGCGCCGCGGCCGCCGUCCACGCGCAGCGAGUCGGCCGCCGCGUCGGUGAACUGGCGCGUCGCGGACGCGACGGAGCGCGCGGCGACGGACCGAGCGGAGCGAGCUUUCCGGGCCUUGGAGAAGAAGGCGCCAAAGGCCAGCAAGCCCCGAAGGGCCAAGAAAGCCAAGGCGCCGAUCCCGGCGCCUCCCGCGCACGCCGCGAGCCCGCCCAUGCCAGAAACCGACACUUCUGGAGCAAACUACCACUACACCCCGACGCCGACACACAAAAGCUAUCGGGAGAGACAGAUGUCCACGCUACAACUGGAAGCUCCCGGAGGUGUUGCUGGUUGUUUUGAGAGGGCCGGCUGGAUGUGCUGCGUGGAAGACAACCGGACAUCCACCAGGCCGCACGGGAAGAAGCAUUUCCAGGACGCCCUCAGUCUGAUACCCGUCACAACAAGGGAAGAUGCCCAUUUAUUCAGAGAGAAGGUGAAGGGGCGGACGACCGACAACGAUGGGCUGGUCGCCGACGCGGAGGACGCCGAAGGAAGGACGCUCCUCUGGCACGCGGCUUUGCAUGAUGACGUCCAGUCGGCGAAGCUGUUGUUGGAGCACGGCUGCGCGCAUCUCAUCCUCGAACCGGAUUAUGUGCAUCGCCUGAGUCCUUUGCAGCUGGCCCAGAAACAUACGAGAAGGGAGCUCGAGGACAUGUUCUUGUCCUAUGUCUCGGCCUCGGAUCGCGACCGGCACUGGCACCACGGACGUCUCGAGAGCGUGUCGCCGCCGUCGCAGCCGUCGCAGCGCGGCUUCUUCUCCUAGAAUUGCUGGAAUAUAGUAGUAAACACACAUUCAAUUU
Pelagomonas calceolata is the source of this 1068-nucleotide messenger RNA. The record is from the annotation of a GenBank genome assembly. NCBI's taxonomy places the organism in Eukaryota, Pelagophyceae, Pelagomonadales, Pelagomonadaceae.